AUGGCUAUGCAUAAAGUUUACCGUAAAGUGGUGAACAUGGUAGCACACUCCAGAGAUACUUUAACUUUCACGUAUUUACCCCUAUCAAGUUAUCGCAGAUGUAGCAAUUUUUUAUUUGGUAUUGUUGAUCAAUUAAACAGUCCGACUGCUAUCAAACAGGAGUUAUACAAUGCAAAUCGAUACUCACAGCAAGAUAUACACGAAUUAAAUGAUCAAGAACUAGUCAAGAUUAUGGCUGUUACGCAUUCCACUUCAUGGACAUCCAGAUCUUUCAAGCCGCUAACACUUCGAAAGUGGUUCCAAAUUAACGUGGAGGAUGAAUGUUGCCGUCGAUUGCACAAUAUGGAUAAACAACUUUGGUUAAACUUGGUGCAUAUUUCUUCCUCUCCUCAUGUUCCUAUUCGGAGCAGAUUUACUAAAGCAUUAGCCAAAAGAACUGAACGAGAAUUAGAUAGUAUUGAUGAUUUAUCGACUAUGACUAAGCUAUUUCAAUUGUUUGCUGAACGCGGUAGUAAAUUUCAAUUUCUAAAUAAAUUAGAGCAAAGAUUAGCUCGAAAUAUAAAGGAUAUUAAUCUACAAGAUAUAAUUCCUCUCUAUCAUGGCGUAGCUAAAAAUAAAACUAAACAUAAACCACUACUGUCAGCCUUGAUUGAUCAUGCCUGUCGUAAUCUUAAUCAUCUUGACGAUAUCAGCAUUCGUAAUCUAGUAUUGAUGCUCACUAAAUGUAGAGUCUUUAACAUGGAAUUAAUAUUCGACAUAGCAGCAAUUUCAAUCUUAAAGCUUUCAAAUUGGUCACCAUAUACUGUUGGAGUCAUAGCUUGGGCAUUUGCUAAACACCUCAUUUAUAAUCGCGAGUUAUUUGAGGCCGUUGGCCAGCACUUUAUGAAUAAUCAUCAACAGUAUGGUCAAUAUGAUGUUGCGCAAGUAUUAUACUCCUUUGCAAAAGUUAAUUUUAAACCGUCCAAUAGUAAAGAAUUCUUUUCUGCCAUAGAAAAUCUAUUAAACCGGUCAUAUGAUAACUAUAAUCCAAAGUUUUUAUUAAACAUUGCAUGGUCUAUGGCGAUCUUGCAACGGUAUCAUCGUCCCCUCUUUGCUAAGGUAUUCGAUCCAACCUUCUUACAAAAAUGUCAAUCGAAUUCCGGACUAAGCCGUGUAGAUAAGGUGCAGUUAUGCCAAAUAGACUUAGCAGUCAAACUGGAAUACGGAGAUGGCUCUUCCGAGUUUUCUUUGCCAUUACCACUACGAAAUCAAAUUAUUAAAACUUUGGCCAAUUUACAGCGGAUAACAUCGACGAUAGAGAUUGAGGUUCAGCAGGCUAUGGAAAGAAUUUUUGGUGGUAAACAAUACUUUGGUUCUGAAAUAUCUUUAGAAUGUGGGUACAGCCUCGAUAUGGCGUUUGUUUUGGAUGACAGAAAUCGGGCUCUAUUAUGGCGUGAUUUUGAUAGUAUCCGUCUAAAUGAGGACAUCUUUGCUGUCCUUGAUACUAAGCGGUAA
Molecule: messenger RNA, 1494 nt
Organism: Trichoplax adhaerens
Lineage: Eukaryota; Metazoa; Placozoa; Uniplacotomia; Trichoplacea; Trichoplacidae
Exons: 2
Coding region: 1-1494 (497 amino acids)
Biological process (GO): regulation of mitochondrial mRNA stability; mitochondrial RNA processing
Cellular component (GO): mitochondrial matrix; ribonucleoprotein granule
Molecular function (GO): RNA binding
Source: RefSeq, a predicted model, not a curated record